GCGGCCUCGCAGGCGCCUUUAGUGUAGGGCGCCGGUGGUGCUCUCUUCUUCCAACCCGGCUGGUGGUCGGCGGGUCUGGGCCUCGUCGGCUUCUCGGGCCCGAGCGGGGCCUGUGGCCAGCUCCUCGAGUCUCCAGCCCGGCCCGCCGCACGCAUGGCGGCCAUCAAGGCCCUACAAGAGUGGUGCCGGCAGCAGUGCGAGGGCUACCGAGAUGUGAGCAUCACCAACAUGACCACUUCGUUCCGCGAUGGCCUGGCCUUCUGCGCGAUCUUGCACCGACACCGGCCUGACCUUAUAAACUUCAAUGCCCUCCGGAAGGAAAACAUUUACGAGAACAACAAGCUGGCCUUCCAAGUGGCAGAGGAACAGUUGGGCAUCCCAGCCCUGCUAGACGCUGAGGACAUGGUGGCCUUGAAGGUUCCAGACCGGCUGAGCAUCCUCACCUACGUGUCACAGUAUUACAACUACUUCCAUGGCCGGUCCCCAAUUGGAGGCAUGGCUGGUGUGAAGAGACCCUCAUCAGACUCGACUGAAGAACGUUCUGGAAAGAAGGUCCUGUCCCAGCCUGCCUCCAAGUUGCCCUCACCUGCUCCAGCCCAGAGGUCACCACUGUCUCCAGCAAGGACAAACCCUGUGGUUCAGAGGAAUGAGGGGGGCUCAGAGAGGCCAUCCCCAAAGACUGCUCUGGGAACUGCAGGCAGCUCCGUCAGCAGCAUCUGUGGGGUCUGUGGCAAACAUGUUCACCUUGUGCAGCGGCACCUGGCUGAUGGGCGGCUCUACCACCGAAGCUGCUUCAGGUGUAAACAGUGUUCCAGCACACUGCAUUCAGGGGCCUACCGUGCCACGGGAGAGCCGGGCGUCUUUGUUUGUACUCAUCACAGCUCAGAAGUCACCUCUGUGAGCCCCAAGUUGUCAAAACUGGCCUCCAGACAGCCAGGGGCUGUUGCCGCAGACACCAGGCCCAUCAGUGCCUCCCGGAAGGUUCAGGAAGCAAACGGGCUGGGAGAGGUGACACCAUUGAGGGCCAGGGUAGCAGCCUGGGAGCCUGCUGGAGGCAACAUGGCUGCCAAAGGCUUUGUCCAGACUGAACUUAACCAGCCAGCCACCUCCCGUGUCCACGUGGGGAGCCCCGCAGGGCCCAGGCUGCCCACGAGCCCAGUGGCCACUACUUCUGUGAAUAGCAAAGCCAUCACCCACGUGACUAAUAGCUCCCCAACAGGAUGGUCAUCACCGGCCCAGAGCAGCAUGGCAACCAUCGGCUCUCGUUCUGUGGUGUACCCAAGUGCUCUGGACUCUCACCCGUCUGUGCCCCAAGGCCAAGCAGCUUCAAAAGGUGUCAAGACUCAGCUCAACUUGAGCACAGCAUCUCCAAACUCAACGGCCACCCCAGCCUGGACCCCCGCAGCCUCUAGGACCCAGCAAGCCCGAGAGAAAUUUUUUCAGAAUCCUGCCCCAUCCCCAGCCAGUAACAGUCCUGCCAGCAAGGUCACCACUGUGGUGAAUACCUCCACCAGCAAGGUCACCACUGUGGUGAAUGCCCCCAAUGGCAGGGUGUCCCCUGUGGUGAAUACUUCCACCAACAAGGUCCCCUCUGUGGUGAAUACCCCCAAUGGCAGGGUGUCCACUGUGGUGAAUAUCUCCACCAGCAAGGUCACCACUGUGGUGAAUGCCCCCACCAGCAAGGUCACCACUAUGGUGAAUGCCCCCACCAGCAAGGUCUCCACUGUAGUGAGUGUCUCUGAUGGCAGGGUCCCCCCUGUAGUGAAUGCCCCCACUGGUAGGGUCCCGGCUGCCCUGAAUGCCUCUGCCAGCAAGGUCUCCGCUGCUGUGGAUACCCCUGCCCAGGAGAGCAGUCGAGAGCAAGCACUAAGUGUCCUUAGGAAGGCCUUGCCAGGGCUGGCGGGAGCUGGUACCCAGACUCCAAGCAGGUCUUCCCCAGCCACUUCCUCUGUCUCAGUCACCCUUCCCAAGAAUGAAGUGCCACAAAAGGUCCCCUCAGCCAAGCUCUCACACCCAACUACUCCUCAGUGCCCUGCUUCGAAGAUGGAGCCUGCAGUCCCCCUGAGCGUGGGCAAUACCCCAUGGGCAUCUGUAUCACUCCAGAUUGGCAACAAGAGCCCGGGUAUAUCUCCAGGGGUUGUCAAGACCAGUGCUGGCUCCAGACCCCAAGCAGAGGUGGCAGUAGCAAAGGGUCCAGGCCCCACCUCUCAGGAAGGCCAGGAGGAGGGGCCGGAAGGGUGGAGGGCCCGCCUGAAGCCAGUGGAGAAGAAAACCUCUGUAAGGAGGACUCUGGAGCAGAAAGAAGUUUCAGUCCUGGUGGAGCCGAGGGCAGGGGACACUCCCAAAAAAGCCUCCAGCAGCUCUGACCCCAGCAUCCACAUCAUCUUGACUCCCAUUCAGCACAAGAGGACACCAGGCCCGGCUGGUUCCGGGCCCAACCUCGAAGUAGCCUCCUCUCCUGCUCCAUCACACCGUAAGAAACUAGCUGUCCCUCCCAGCCUGGAUGUUUCUGCUGAUUGGCUCCAGCCAGAGCUCAAGAAGCAGGAAGCGCAGGCCAGGAACCGGAAGGAGGAGAAGACAUCCGCGUGGGGGACACGAGAGAGGCCUGCAGUCCUGGACAGUGCCCUUGCUCCACAUGGUGAGACUGUGACCUCCCCAGUCAGGCUGCACCCCAACUACAUCCCCCAGGAGGAGCUGCAGAAGCAGCUGCAGAACAUUGAGAAUCAGCUGGACAUCCUGGAGCUCAGAGGCGUAGAGCUGGAGAAGCGGCUGCGGGCAGCCGAGGGAGACGCUUCAGAGGAUAGCCUCAUGGUGGACUGGUUCCGGCUUAUUCAUGAGAAGCAGCUGCUGCUGAGACUCGAAUCGGAACUCAUGUACAAGUCCAAGGACCAGUGCCUGGAGGAGAGACAGCUGGACCUCCAGGAUGAGCUGCGGAGGCUAAUGGACAAGCCAGAGGGUCUGAAGUCCCCCCGGGACCGUGAGCGGGAACAGGAGCUGUUGAGUCAAUAUGUGAACACCGUGAAUGACCGCAGUGACAUCGUUGACUUCCUGGAUGAGGAUCGGCUCCGGGAACAAGAAGAGGACCAGAUGCUGGAGAACAUGAUCCAGAACCUGGGCCUCCAGAGGAAGAAGUCCCGGUUCAGCUUUUCCAAGAUCUGGUCCUCGAAGAGCAAAGGUGGGCAGACAUGAGCUGUCCAAUGCUGGCACCAGGGCCCUGGCCCUUCUCAGGAAAAGACUGGUGCUGUGACCCCAGACGAGAUGCUCAGGGGUCCAUGCCUCCUACUCUGGGUCCUUGUGUCCUCAAU
This is a messenger RNA of Onychomys torridus (southern grasshopper mouse), 3305 nucleotides long. RefSeq names its product MICAL like 2 (gene Micall2). Lineage: Eukaryota; Metazoa; Chordata; Mammalia; Rodentia; Cricetidae. The transcript has 17 exons. Gene Ontology annotation, molecular function: protein binding. The record is from RefSeq and is a predicted model, not a curated record. Bases 154 to 3189 code for a protein of 1011 amino acids.